Molecule: messenger RNA, 988 nt
Organism: Sphaerulina musiva SO2202
Lineage: Eukaryota; Fungi; Ascomycota; Dothideomycetes; Mycosphaerellales; Mycosphaerellaceae
Product: Metallo-hydrolase/oxidoreductase
Exons: 1
Coding region: 4-966 (320 amino acids)
Source: RefSeq, a predicted model, not a curated record
ACCAUGGAUCGACUCCCUGUGGACGGCCCGGGGCAAAAGUACGUCCAAAUCGCCUUCUUUCCAGGAGGAUUCAUCACGCUCCCUGAGAAGACCUUCGUUCAUCCUUGUGAUGAAUCAGUCCAGCAGACUGUGCCGAGCAUGGCAUUUCUCAUCUCGCACCCAGGCCUGUCGACGCAAGACAAGCCCCUCAAGAUGCUGUUCGAUUUGGGCCUGCGCUCCAAAGAAGUCAGCUAUUCGGAAAUGCAGCAGAAGCACCUACAAAAUCGAGUGCCAUAUUCACUCGGACCCAGCAUUGCCGAUCAGCUGAUGCAGGGAGGUGUAGACCCAUUGCAUGACAUCCAAGCCAUCAUUCUGAGCCAUGUUCAUUACGAUCAUCAUGGCGAUCCAGACGACUUCCCCGAUUCUCCAUUCAUUGUCGGCCAUGGGAGCUGCGAUGUACUCAAGAACGGUCUCGGAGCCAUGGCAAGUCACCAGCACUUCCAACCAGAUCUGUUGCAAAAGGUGCAGGCAUACGAACUGCCCAGCAGUGCUAGCACCGAGCGAUUCCAUUUGAAGUUGAAUAAUACCACCGUCCUCUACACUCAAUGGAAACCCGUAGGCCCCUUUUCUGCUGCUGUUGAUCUGCUGGGCGAUGGAAGUAUCUACAUAGUCGACAGCCCUGGCCAUCUCCCCGGCCAUCUCAAUCUACUAUGCCGAGUGGCACCGCAGAAGUGGGUAUAUCUGGGAGGCGAUGCCUGUCAUGAUGUACGACUUCUCACAGGAGAAAAGUCCAUGGCGACCUGGAAAGAUGCGAAUGGUGCGUGUACCUGCAUACAUCUAGACAAAAAGGAAGCGGAGAGUACGUUGAAGAGGAUCUCUGCGUUGAUGACAGACCUUGGGCCAGACAUUCAGGUCAUUGUGGCACACGACUGGAAAUGGUAUAGCCAGCAUCGAGAACAGAUAUUUCCGAAAACGAUCGAUUUCUAAACCCAAGAAUGCUGCUGUACUA